UGUCAUCUGACAAAAUUUACAUGUGUUUCUUUGAUCUACGGAGUUUAUAACCUCAAUUAUUUUUAUACGAAAAUUAGUUUACAAAAUAAAUAUAAUUAUAUUUUAAACCCGAAUAAAAUAUUUUAAUAUACUAUACUUAUAAAGAUUUUCUUGUGUUAUAUAUACACAAAAUUAACUAUUAUGGUGAAUAUUGGUUAUUGUCCUACUCAAAUUGGCAAUAUUUACACACUUUACAAAUUAUAAAUUUUGUAUUGUGGCCGCAAACAAAAAUAAUUUAGAUCGAUAAUGUUUUCGACCGAAAAAUUUUUGAGAAAUGUGCCUUCUUAAGUUCGCAAAUCUUAGAACCGUCAUCAACAGAAAAUCUAGAUUUAAUAUACUUUUUUCAAAAUGUAUUUUUACAAGAAACUUUACUGAUAUAUCUUCAGACAUUCCUGAAGUAUCAUCAGCCUUAAUUAAACGUGUUUUAAAAAGCAAUAACAUUGGUUAUGAAGAAGGGUAUGCAUGUUUUAUGACUGAAUGUGUGUUAUGUAAGAAAAAUGCCAAAAAUCCAAACAGAACUUACAUUAACAAAACUACUGGUAUGUACAUGUGUAGCAACUGUAAAACAACAGGAGAUUGGAAUGAAUUUCAGUUACACAUUGAUCGUAAAAAGAAAUCAAAAAAAGACAGAUAUUUGGAUAACGUGAUAGAUAAAAGGGAACUCUUAGCCGAAGCUCUGAGAAGAGUACAAGAAGACUCUACAAAAUUAAUGGUAUCAGAUGACUUGCAUGAAAUCCUUCACAAGUUUAAACUUCCAAUAGUAUCAAACACAUCUAUUGAAAAAUUAGACAUAAGAUUGAACCACAACAAUAAUAAAUUAUAUUUUCCUUUAGAAAAUGCAGAGACUGAAUUAGUUGGAUAUAGAGUAUUCACAACAAAUGCCAAAGAAGAAGUGAUUCCUGGUUUAGAGUAUGGCGGAAUUUUGAUUUCAAGAAAUCUAAAGAGCAAAGACACCGCCAUUCUUGUUCCAAAUGUAUCGGAUUUUUUGGUACUUGUUAAUUCAAAUUUACCUGGCAAUAUUGUAUGUUUACCCAACGGUGUUCACAACUUAUCACAGUAUAUUUUACCCAGUUUGGAAAGAUUUAAGAAGUUAAUAUUGUGGUUGGGCAAUGAUAUGAAAAGUUGGGAUUCUGCAAGGCAUUUUUCAAAGAAACUAGGACAAAAAAGAUGCCAAUUUAUAAGGCCAUCUGAAAAAAAUAAUCUACCUCAUUUAGUGAAGGAAUCUGAAUUAAAAAUUAUAUUGAACACUGCUCAACCUGUAGUUCAUAAAUCUAUUACGACCUUCUCAAGUCUGAGAGCAGAUGUGUUAUCUGACUUGCAAAAUAUUGAAAAAGUUCAAGGGGUGAAAUGGAAACGAUUUCCGACAUUAACCAAAAUACUUAAAGGGCACAGGCGUGGCGAAUUAACGGUAAUAACCGGACCAACAGGCAGUGGUAAAACGACAUUUAUAAGUGAAUAUUCUUUAGACUUGGCCAUGCAGGAUGUAAACACAUUAUGGGGCAGCUUUGAAAUUAGAAACGCAAGAUUAGCAAGAACGAUGUUACAACAAAUGGCAGGCCUUCAACUAGAUAAAAAUUUGCAUUUAUUUGAUCACUGGGCAGAUGAAUUUGAAAAACUUCCAAUAUAUUUUAUGACUUUCCAUGGGCAACAAAGUAUUAAAGUUGUAAUGGAGGCUGUGGAACAUGCAACAUAUGUACAUGAUAUAUCACACGUAAUAAUUGAUAACGUGCAGUUUAUGAUGGGCAUGACGGAAGAACAGCGUCACAUGGAUCGGUUUUGGAAGCAGGAUGCGAUCAUAGCGGCAUUUCGUACUUUUGCCACAAAGAAAAAUUGUCACGUCACGUUAGUCAUUCAUCCAAGAAAAGAACGAGAAGACGAAGAUCUGACCACCAGUUCUAUAUUUGGGGGUGCCAAAGCCUCACAGGAGGCUGACAAUGUACUUAUUAUACAGGACAAAAGGUUGACGUCUGUUAGAGGAAAGAAGUAUUUGCAGGUUGCAAAAAAUCGAUAUAGUGGAGAUCUGGGAAUAAUGACCUUAGAUUUUGACAAAUCUAGUUUUAGUUUUGGAGGUAAAAAAAUCAGAAAAUCAGAAGAAAUAACGGAAACGACUGAUACGUCACCAUAACUGUUAAGUUACAAGUGCCAUUUUUAAUAUAUUAAAUUUUUAUAUAUUUUAUAAUACAAUAAUAGUAUAAAGAAAGCA
This is a messenger RNA of Aethina tumida (small hive beetle), 2242 nucleotides long. RefSeq names its product mitochondrial DNA helicase (gene mtDNA-helicase). Bases 314 to 2164 code for a protein of 616 amino acids. The record is from RefSeq and is a predicted model, not a curated record. Gene Ontology annotation, cellular component: mitochondrion. Gene Ontology annotation, biological process: mitochondrial DNA replication. NCBI's taxonomy places the organism in Eukaryota, Metazoa, Arthropoda, Insecta, Coleoptera, Nitidulidae. The transcript is spliced from 8 exons. Gene Ontology annotation, molecular function: ATP binding; single-stranded DNA binding; 5'-3' DNA helicase activity.